This is a messenger RNA of Leptosia nina, 1203 nucleotides long. Lineage: Eukaryota; Metazoa; Arthropoda; Insecta; Lepidoptera; Pieridae. The record is from the annotation of a GenBank genome assembly.
AUGUUGUACUUAGAAGAUUAUUUAGAAAUGAUUGAACAUCUUCCUCAAGAAUUGAGAGACAGAUUUACCGAAAUGCGUGAAAUGGAUCUAUCUGUACAAAAUAAUAUGGACACUUUAGAGAAAAGAGUUCGAACUCUAUUUGGUGGAUGUCGUCGAGGCGACAUAAAUACUGAACAAGCAGAUACAGAGUUUUCUGAUAUCAAGAAAGGAUACAAUAAAACAUUGGAAGAAGCAGAUGAAAAAGUUACUUUAGCUAAUCAGAUGUAUGAUCUUGUUGAUAGAUAUCUACGGAGGCUUGAUACGGAAUUGCAUAAGUUUAAGUGUGAAUUGGAGGCAGAUAACAAAGGCAUAACAGAACUCUUAGAAAAGAGAUCACUAGAUCUUGAUACUAAUACCAAUCACACAACUUCAUCAAGUAAUAAUCAUUAUAAGGAGAGCAGAUACCGUAUUAGGGCGGAUAAGCGUCGCGAAAGUUGGACUAAUAGGGAGGCUCGAUCCCACACUACUAACGGAAACUUAUCCCGGACAGAUUCUGCCAUACAGGCUGCAUUGGGUCGUGAUUCUUACUCAUUGGGGCAUGCAGGCAGUGCGAUAGCAGCAGCAGCCAGCCAAGCUAUUGCAGCAACACAGCAGAUGCAGCAGGGUCGGCGGACAGCAUCGUUGAAAGCGUCGUACGAAGCCGUCGCCGGUGACCUUUCUCAUCAUUCCCUUCACCCCGCGCAUCAUUCCACCCAUCACGACCACGGUGCCGGUUCAGUCGUGUCUGGGGUUCACGGACAGAGUUCGGUUCACUCGCACCACACCACUGCGCAUACGCCCCACUCUUCCUCCUCCUCUAACAAGCGGCAUAAGCAGAAGAAGAGCAGUUAUUCAUCAAGCGGAUCAACCCUGCAUGCACAGCAGGCCGUGCUUGCUGCAAGUCGGUCAUCAUCUCCGACCCUUGUUGCUAUGAAUAAUACGGUGAACAAAACUGUGAUAGAAGAGCCGAUGGAGGAGGAAUGGGCCUACGACCCGAACGAACCACGCUACUGCAUCUGCAACCAGGUCUCCUAUGGCGAUAUGGUGGCCUGUGACAAUCACGAUUGUCCGUACGAAUGGUUCCACUACCCGUGUGUGGGGAUAACAGCGCCACCAAAAGGCAAGUGGUACUGCCCACAAUGUCACACCAACAUGCGCCGCAACCGAGCACAUCGCAAGAACUAA